GCAGUGAUGGCAGCAGCAGCAGGCGGGGAGGAAGAAGCAGCAGAGCCUCAGCAGACUCAGCCUCAGACUCAGACUCAGACUCAGACUCCGCCGCUCACAGUGGAGCGAGGACUCGUCGGGGGAUGGCGGACAAACCUCUCACGCUGUUCGUGAAGCUGUUCGCCGCCGGUUUUUACGGUCUGAGCUCGUUUCUCAUCGUCGUGGUGAACAAGAGCGUCCUCACCAACUACAGGUUCCCCUCGUCGAUAUGCGUCGGCAUCGGACAAAUGUUGGCCACAGUGGUCGUGCUGUGGGUGGGCAAGGCUGCGAGGGUGAUCAGCUUCCCGGACUGCGAUGAGAGCAUACCUCGCAAGACGUUUCCUCUACCUCUCCUUUAUGUGGGAAAUCAAAUCACUGGUCUGUUUGGAACCAAGCGGCUGAACUUGCCGAUGUUUACUGUCCUCAGGAGGUUCUCCAUCUUAUUCACAAUGCUGGCCGAGGGACUUCUCCUCAAGAAGAAGUUCUCCAGGCCAGUCCAGCUGACAGUAUUUACAAUGAUCCUCGGGGCGUUUAUAGCUGCGAGUGCCGACUUGUCCUUUGACCUGCAAGGCUACGUAUUCAUCCUCAUGAACGACGUGCUGACUGCAGCCAACGGAGCCUAUGUGAAACAAAAAUUAGAUGCAAAGGAGUUGGGGAAAUAUGGAUUAUUGUAUUAUAAUGCAUUAUUUAUGAUCCUUCCCACUCUUCUGUUGGCUCAUGUGACUGGAGAUAUGCAGAAGGCGGUGGAGUACGACGGUUGGUCCGAUAUGUUUUUCCUCACCCAGUUCAUCCUCUCUUGCAUCAUGGGGUUUGUUCUGAUGUAUUCCACUGUGCUCUGUACACAAUACAACUCGGCGUUAACGACUACGAUCGUGGGGUGCAUCAAGAACGUCCUUGUGACGUACAUCGGGAUGGUGUUCAGUGGAGACUACAUUUUCUCUUGGACUAACUUCAUAGGUUUGAAUAUCAGCAUCGCGGGCAGCCUGGUGUACUCCUACAUCACUCUCACAGAGGAGCAGUCGAACAAAGCGAGCGAAAGCACCAAGCUGGACAUCAAGGGGAAGGUGGUUGUAUGACAGAGACACUGGACUUUAUUAUUUUUAUGCUGAUAAACAGGAAAAUUCUAUUUUUAGUAUGACUUUUAUUUAUGGAGUAUUUUUUAGCAGCAAAGGCAAAAGGAUUGGCGGGAAUUGUGUCGUGGCAACUUUCUUUCUGUGUUUGUGGAAACGGAGCCAUCACCACGACUCUCUCGCCAUGGUUACAAACCCUCCAGAGGGAUUGUGGGUUGACUUUUUUUUCUUCUUUUUUAAAAAAAAUAUUUGUAUUUUGAUACUGUACAUGUGAGCAUUGAGAAGAAGGGAAACACAGAAGCAAUAGUAUUUAUAUUACAACAUUUCAUGACAGACAGAACGUGAAAAGUUAAAAUGUCCUGGACACGGGAAUAAACAGCCGGAAUGAGGAAUAGUUUUAAGCGUGGGUGUGUACCGAUGAAUCGUGGGAACAUUAAGUAAUGGUUAUUUUAAAGGCACAAUCCUUAUUUUUUAUUUUUUUUAUUGCCUUUUCUGGUUUGCUGUUUACAGGGAUUGUAACUUUGGAUGCCUUCUAAGCACAGUGAGAUGCACUGACACUCAUUAUCUGUUGUUUCAGUCUUUAGUAUAAUACAUU
Molecule: messenger RNA, 1683 nt
Organism: Larimichthys crocea (large yellow croaker)
Lineage: Eukaryota; Metazoa; Chordata; Actinopteri; Sciaenidae
Gene: slc35d1a
Product: solute carrier family 35 member D1a
Exons: 12
Coding region: 123-1094 (323 amino acids)
Source: RefSeq, a predicted model, not a curated record